Molecule: messenger RNA, 904 nt
Organism: Cyprinus carpio (common carp)
Lineage: Eukaryota; Metazoa; Chordata; Actinopteri; Cypriniformes; Cyprinidae
Biological process (GO): regulation of transcription by RNA polymerase II
Cellular component (GO): nucleus
Molecular function (GO): RNA polymerase II transcription regulatory region sequence-specific DNA binding; DNA-binding transcription factor activity, RNA polymerase II-specific
Source: RefSeq, a predicted model, not a curated record
CGUGAAGAUUGAAGAAACAUUCAGAGUCAAACAUGAAGAUACUGACACACACACAGACAUGAUGCCGCUGAAAGAGGAAAGUGAAGAACUGAAUGAAAUACAAGAUAAAGAUCAGUAUAAAAAUCAUGAUUUCAUAACUGGACAAACAUCAUUUAGUUGCUCACAGUCUGAAAAGACUUCCUCACAAAAAAGAGCUCAAAAGACCGGAACUAGAAAUAAUUUCACCUGCCAAGAGUGUGGACAGAGUUUUGAUCAACGUGGAAACCUUAAAAUCCACAUGAGGAUUCACACUGGAGAGAGGCCUUACAUCUGCAAACUGUGUGGAAAUAGUUUCAGUCGAAAAGAAAGCCUAACCAGGCACAUGAGAAUUCACACUGGAGUGAAGCCAUACACCUGCAAACUGUGUGGAAAUAGUUUCAUUCGAAUAGGAGACCUUAUAAGCCACAUGAGAAUUCAUACUGGAGAGCAGUCUUACACUUGCCCUUAUUGUGGAAGGAGUUUUACACACAGACAGACUCUUAAUGUCCAUAUAAGAAUUCACACAGGAGAGAAGCCUUUCACCUGCCAACAGUGUGGAAAGAGUUUCACUCAGUAUGGAAACCUUAAAGUCCACAAGAGGAUUCACGAUGGGGAGAAGCCUUUCACCUGUCAACAGUGUGGAAAAAGUUUCAUUGAACAUGGACCUCUUAAAGUCCACAUGAGGAUUCACACAGGAGAGAAGCCUUUCACCUGUCAACAGUGUGGAAAAUGUUUUUCAAUAAAAGGAACCCUAAAAAGGCACAUGAGGGUGAUUAAUGGAGGGGAGAAUUAUUUAUGCUGUCAGUGUGGAAUCAGUUUCACUCAGCAUGGAAGCUUUAACAGGCACAUGAGGAUUCACACCAGAGAGAAGCCACACACCUGCUAA